Messenger RNA from Brugia malayi, 2121 nucleotides. RefSeq lists its product as hypothetical. The record is from RefSeq and is a predicted model, not a curated record. Gene Ontology annotation, molecular function: G protein-coupled receptor activity; dopamine neurotransmitter receptor activity, coupled via Gi/Go. The coding region runs from base 1 to 2121 and encodes 706 amino acids. NCBI's taxonomy places the organism in Eukaryota, Metazoa, Nematoda, Chromadorea, Rhabditida, Onchocercidae. Gene Ontology annotation, biological process: adenylate cyclase-activating adrenergic receptor signaling pathway. Gene Ontology annotation, cellular component: membrane. The transcript is spliced from 17 exons.
AUGGAUCUGAUAUCGACAAAAAAUGAUACUUAUAAUACCAUGAAUAUAAGCAGUUGCGUUACGGACUCAACAUCUUUGCAAUGCUCGCCGAAGUUAGCCACUCCGGAUCAUGAACUUAACAUUUCCGGAUUAUUCUUUUUAAUUAUUCCGACCAUUACUGUUUUGGGUAACUCGAUGGUAAUUAUUGCUGUACUACGUUUUAAAACUCUUCAUUCUGCUAUUAAUUUCCUAAUCUUUGGUUUGGCUGUCGCUGAUCUCCUAGUUGGACUUUUCGUCAUGCCUUAUGCUGUUUAUGUCCAUGUGCAAGGUGGUUAUUGGUUCCUCGGAUCUAUGAUGUGCGAUAUAUAUUCAGCAAGUGAUGUCGCCUGUAGUACUGCGUCCAUACUUAUACUUACAGUCAUUAGUUUUGAUAGGUACCGAGCAGUUACUCAUCCCAUAAGUUAUUCACACAAUUCCCAUGAUACAAAACGGGUUAUUUUUAUUAUGGCAGUCAUUUGGGUCAUUUCCCUUGCACUUGCUAGUCCUAUGGUACUCGGUGUGAAUAUCCGACCAUCAGAUGCGGAUCCAUAUGAAUGUCGCUUCUAUAAUCCAAUAUUUUCAAUAUCCUCGUCAAUUAUUAGUUUCGUCAUACCUUGUUUUAUUGUCCUAUUUGUUUAUAUUAGGAUAAUGAUUGCUUUACGUCAAAGACAAAAAUUGUCCAGGAAACAGCGUUGGUCAUAUUUACGACCGUUAAAAAGAUUAGCGAAGGAAACGACAGCUGUCAGUAAUUUCAAUUGCAGUGACCAGAAGGCGAUAACUGGAAUCGUAGAAACAGCAGAAAUAAUCAGACCACAGCUAACAGUAGAUCCUGAUAAAAAUGAACUGAAUUUGGGCAGUUUGGGCAAAGGAAGGAAGAAGAAACAAAACGAUACUCUUGAUAUGGUUUCAAAGUUAACUACACUUUAUUCUCAUAAAAUUAAUAAGGAAUAUUCUAAAAAUGGAAUGCGAAAAUCACUUAAGCAAUACGACGGUUGUGGAGUGUAUAUAAAUAGAAUAGUGAAUGGUGAUACUGAAAUAAUCAAAAUCGAUGAUAGCGAUAUUUCAGACGAAGAGAUUUCUAAUAAAGUAAAAAAAUCAUUCAGUGAAGGAUUUCUGCUGAGAAUGCUGGAAAGAUUGAACUGGAACAAUUUGCCUUGUCCCUGCAGAGAAGUUACUUUAAAUCGAUUCUUACAGAACGAUUUGAAAAGCAAAGAAAAUUCAGUGAUAUUUGUUCCACAAUUAGAAGUUUAUAAAUUUUACGAAUUGCAGAAAAUGAACACUUCCGAAAACAAGCAAGAAAAAGAUGUUUUCUAUAAUGAGGAAGUGGAAACUGAUAUAGGUUUCACUGAUAAACCUGUACCGCAAGAUGAAAGAGACAAAUUGAAUGGUACAGAACAACAUCUGUUCACAAAUGCUAAUGCAAAGCAAUACAUAGAAACUGUUGAACAAAAAGAAAAAGAAAAGAAACAGCUAAAACUUGAUUUUGUUGCAAAGAAAGACGAAUCAAUAACCAAGGAAAAUGAUACUAAAAUAGAGUAUUAUGACAAACAGCAAAGAAAUUUCGAGAAAGGUGAAGAAAGUGAAUGCCGAGGAAUGGAUGAUACUAGAAAAGAAUCUGGCAAUCUUGAUAAAACAGUCAGAAAAACUUUGGGAAAAUGCUGCAUUCUGUCGAGACUUCGGAAGAAAAGUAAGGGAAGAAAACUUCCGCACUUGAAUUCAAAUGAUUCAAAAAAUAGCUUCCUGACAGAACGAGCGUCAACGGUCUUUAGAAGAACAUUAAAUCGUGGUAAUAGUUUGAUCGGACGGCAUUGCAGCAGAAGUCAACGAAUGGAGAAGCGAGCUACAAAAACACUCGGUGUUGUUGUCGGGAUAUUUCUAGCUUGUUGGGUGCCAUUUUUUUCGGUAUAUAUUCUCAACGCAGUAUGUAUUCAAAUGGAUAUUAAGAGUUGUCAAGUUGACUUCUAUGCCUUUUUCUAUACAACUUGGCUUGGCUACAUCAACUCAUGCAUCAAUCCAAUCAUUUACACUAUUUUCAACGUGGAAUUUCGACGUGCCUUCAAAUGUAUAUUAUUUGGAAAACUCUCGAUUCGAAAAGACCUAUAA